Messenger RNA from Tilletiopsis washingtonensis, 984 nucleotides. RefSeq lists its product as hypothetical. NCBI's taxonomy places the organism in Eukaryota, Fungi, Basidiomycota, Exobasidiomycetes, Entylomatales. The transcript is spliced from 5 exons. Gene Ontology annotation, molecular function: protein binding. The coding region runs from base 18 to 836 and encodes 272 amino acids. The record is from RefSeq and is a predicted model, not a curated record.
CUCCUCAUCAGCACCGCAUGAGCACCGAGACGCAGCCGCAGCCCGCCGAGGUGCCCGCUGCGCCCGAGGCAUCCAGCAGCGCCUCGGCCUCCACUGCGGCGCCCGCCUCGGCCAGCGCCUCCUCCUCGGCUCCACCGCUGCCCGUCUGGAGUGCCGUGCACCUCUACCUGCCGCCCAGCACCGCCGGGCCCUCUCUGUCCGAGCGCCUGGCCGCGCAGCCCGAGCCGCCGGCGCCCAGCUCGGGCGAGCUGCGCGCCGCCUUUGCCGGGGCUCUUGCCGGCCGCAGCGGGCCUGAUGCGCCGCUCAUGACACGCGCCAUGCGCGAAAAGGAGGACUUGAAGCGUAACGGGCCGCGGAAAGAGUGGACACAGCUGCGCAUUCGUCUCCGUUUCCCCUCUCGCCACCAUCUCGAGGCGCUCUUCCCUGCCUCGGCGCCUCUUUCAUCCCUCUACUCCUUCCUGCGCCAGAGCGUCAACGACGACGCACGAGCCCAGCGCGCCAAGUUCGUCCUCUACCAGACGCCGCCGCGCCGCGAGUUCGCCGAAAAGGACGCGAAGCUGCGCGGCAAGACGCUGCUGGAGCUCGGCUUUGCGCCGCAGGCGGUGCUGUGUGUCAAGUGGGAGAACGAGGCGUGGAACGCUUCGAGCGCAGAACCGCCGCUGCUGCCCGAGCUGCUCGCCAGCGCAGAAGAGCUGCCAGCGCCGCCGUCCUUUGCACAGACGCCGACUGCACCACCACAAGGCCAAACGCUUGGUGGGCCAGCGCCGCAGAGCGCAGAGGGCGAAAAGAAGGAAAAGAAGAUGCCGGCAUGGCUGGCAAAGGGCCUGAAAAAGUAGAGACACGAGAAUGUCACGCAUACCUGAGCGUCGCAGGUCAGGCCGACGCCAGAAGGAGAGAUGCAUUGGGUGAGCAUAGCGUAGGGACCAGUCGUGUCGAUCGUGCGUCGUAAAGGGUUGCAAGCGGGCGGCGGGUAUGAAAGAGGAA